UAAACGUCACUUAACAUUAAAACGAUUUUGACAGUUCUAAAUAAGUACAAUAACAAUUUAGAUUUGCAAAACAAACAACAAUCGACAAUUUUUUUUUUCUUGUAUUUUUUAAGUAUCACAGUAUUUAAUAGCCAUGGUAAUUCGAUUAGUUUUUAGGAGAAUACCACAAAUUAUACAAAAAAUGACAACAGCUGAUUCGAAUAGUUUAUUUACAAAGUAUAUUAAAAUAGCCGCUGUCGUGGCUAUAUACUGGAUUAUUUCGAUUGUGACAGUUUUUGUGAAUAAAGCACUAUUAAGUAGUGAUACUGUCCAAUUGGAUGCACCGCUAUUCGUCACAUGGAUACAAUGCAUCAUUUCCGUUGUGAUAUGUUUAGCAUUAGGUCUAAUAAAACGAUCAUAUUUACCAAAUCCAUAUGAUGUUUUCAGCGAAAAUAUAAUCAAAACGGCAAUGCCGGUUGCAAUCCUAUUUACAGCAAUGAUAUCCCUGAAUAAUUUGUGCUUGAAACAUGUACCCGUUUCAUUUUACUACAUUGGACGAUCCUUAACAACAGUAUUUAAUGUAAUACUUUCGUAUACACUACUCGGACAAACAUCAAGUUUCAAUUGUAUAUUAUGCUGUGCGAUAAUUGUGGGUGGAUUUUGGCUUGGUGUUGAUCAAGAAAGUGUUAGUGGUUCAUUUUCUCUCUUGGGGACGAUAUUCGGUGUUUUGGGAUCGAUAAGUUUAUCGCUAUAUUCUAUAUAUACAAAGAAAACGUUGCCAAAGAUAAACGAUCAAGUGUUGCUGCUAAAUUACUAUGUAAAUGUAUAUGCAAUCUUUCUUUUUAUCCCAUUGAUGUUGUUUAGUGGUGAAAUUCGUAGUGUGUUCGAGUAUAGGUAUUUGAAUGAGCUUUGGUUAUGGAUGGCUCUUUCUGUGGGUGGUAUUUGCGGUUUUUCGAUUGGAUAUGUAACCGCACUUCAAAUCAAAGUCACUUCACCGUUAACGCAUAACAUCUCGGGAACGGCCAAAGCAUGUGCCCAGACAGUUUUAGCAAGCACUUGGAACCACGAGAAUCGAUCAACACUGUGGUGGCUUUCAAAUGUUGUCGUUUUAUUCGGAAGCAGUCUUUAUGCUCGUGUAAAACAACUGGAAAUGGAUAAGAACUAUAGUCAACAAUUAAUUCAAAGCGAUAAAGUCUGAAUCUUCUAUCUAAAGCGAUCUGUUAAAUUAAAAAUUUGUAACGCUUUAAUCGUGUCAAAGGAUUAUAUGCAGCAAAGGAAUACAUAUUCCACAUGCCAUUUGUUUUAUUUGCAUAAUGUGAACCCGACCGAACAAAAUGUUCAUUUUUAAUUUUGUAUUCGAAUUGAUUUGUCACAGAAAAA
This is a messenger RNA of Contarinia nasturtii (swede midge), 1359 nucleotides long. It is a transcript of the gene nac, whose product is annotated as GDP-fucose transporter 1. NCBI's taxonomy places the organism in Eukaryota, Metazoa, Arthropoda, Insecta, Diptera, Cecidomyiidae. Gene Ontology annotation, cellular component: Golgi apparatus. Gene Ontology annotation, molecular function: antiporter activity. Gene Ontology annotation, biological process: GDP-fucose import into Golgi lumen; protein O-linked glycosylation via fucose. The transcript has 4 exons. The coding region runs from base 134 to 1177 and encodes 347 amino acids. The record is from RefSeq and is a predicted model, not a curated record.